Messenger RNA from Onychostruthus taczanowskii (white-rumped snowfinch), 1275 nucleotides. RefSeq lists its product as uncharacterized. The transcript has 2 exons. Lineage: Eukaryota; Metazoa; Chordata; Aves; Passeriformes; Passeridae. Gene Ontology annotation, cellular component: cell-substrate junction. Gene Ontology annotation, biological process: integrin-mediated signaling pathway; cell-matrix adhesion. The coding region runs from base 358 to 1206 and encodes 282 amino acids. Gene Ontology annotation, molecular function: integrin binding. The record is from RefSeq and is a predicted model, not a curated record.
CUGGGGCGGAACUGGGGGGAACUGGGAGGACGCUUCGGGCACUGACAGGGGGUCCCAGGUGCUCUGGGGGGUCCCAUCGCUGGUUUUGGGGUUCCCCACUUUGGGGGGCGCUCUCAGGCGUUUCUGGGGGGUUCCCAUCACUGUUUUUGGGGUUCCCGCGGCUGUUUUCGGGCUUCCCAUCACUGUUUCGGGGUGCCAGGUUCCGGGGUGCUCUCGGCUGUAUUUUUGGGGUUCCCAUGGGUAUUUUUGGGGUUCCCGUGGCUGUUUUCGGGCUUCCCAUCGCUGUUUCGGGGUGCCAGGUUUCGGGGUGCUCUCGGCUGUACUUUUGGGGUUCCCACGGCUGUUUUCGGGGUUCCCAUGGGUAUUUUCGGGAUUCCCGCGGGUAUUUUCGGGGUUCCUGUGGCUGUUUUCGGGGUUCCCAUGGCUGUUUCGGGGUGCCAGGUUCCAGGGUGCUCUCGGCUGUAUUUUCGGGGUUCCCGUGGCUGUUUUCGGGGUUCCCAUGGGUAUUUUCGCGGUGCCAGGUUCCGGGAUGCUCUCAGCUGUACUUUUGGGGUUCCCACGGGUAUUUUUGGGGUUCCCAAGGCUGUUUUCAGGGUUCCCAAGGCAGUUUUCGGGGUUCCCAAGGGUAUUUUCGGGGUUCCCAUCCCUGUUUCGGGGUGCCAGGUUCCGGAGUGCUCUCGGCUGUAUUUUCGGGGUUCCCGUGGCUGUUUUCGGGGUUCCCGCGGGUAUUUUCGGGGUUCCCACGGCUGUUUUCGGGGUUCCCAUCCCUGUUUCGGGGUUCCCGCGGGUAUUUUCGGGGUUCCCAUCCCUGUUUUCGGGGUUCCCGCGGGUAUUUUCGGGGUUCCCAUCCCUGUUUCGGGGUUCCCACGGCUGUUUCGGGGUGCCAGGUUCCGGGGUGCCCCCCAGGACGAGCUCCUGGCCGUGGGGCCCUCGCGGCUGCAGCGGCUCCGGCGCCGCUCGGGCUCCGAGAGCCGGAGCUGGAGCUACAGCGAGCUGCGGCGGUGGGACGUGAACUGGGACAGCGGGGAGCCCGCUGCCCCCCAGGUGCGGCUGUGGCUCAGCGGUGACGUCAUGCUGGGGCUGCGCGUGCUCUCGGCGCCCCCCCGCGUCCUGCACCAGUUCCUGGGGGGGUACCUGGCCCUGGGGGGGGCCCCCCGCGACCCCCGCGAGCUGCAGCGCCUCAUGGAGGGGGGGUACGACCCCUGAGCCCCCCCCCGGCUGCUGUCCCUGUCCCCAAAGUGUCACCCCCCGCCCCAAAUAAAGCUCAAGGCGCUC